AUGCCGCCGAAAAAAGCGCCGGCGAAAAAACUGCACGAAUUGGGAGCAGAGGUUUGUGUCGGAACCAAAAUCGCCGACAACAGCAAGAAGACGUUCAUCGUCGGGAAACAGUUUGCCACCGGCGGUUUCGGACGCAUUCACACGUGUACCGAGGAGGGAAAAUCGCAUCAGAUGGUCAUGAAGAUUGAGCCGUUGACCAACGGACCUCUCCUGACCGAAGUAGUCGUUUUCAAUCGAAUUCUGAAGAAAGAGCAUUUGGAGGCGUACAAGAAAAAGAAGAAGAUCUCGUGGAUCGGUCUUCCGUACAUAAUUGCCAACGGUUACUUCACAUACAACUCGGAUAAAAUGAGGUAUAUGAUCAUUCCGAAGUAUGCGAUGUCGUUGGAAGGAGCCAGAGAAGCGAACGGAGGAAUAUUGGCAGUCAGGGAUGCGUUGACGGUCACUAAUUGCAUUUUGGGAGCUUUGGAAUAUCUGCACGAAGUGGUGAGUGAUUCUGAACUUCUUUGACACUUUCUAGCCUUUUUUCAGGACUAUACUCACGCCGACGUAAAAGCAGCCAAUAUUCUGCUCGAAAAAGAGAACGUCUUCUCUUCUUCCGUGCUCGUCGACUUCGGAUUGGCUUUUCGGACCACGAACAAUGUGGACAAGCCGGACAAAAAGCGAGCUCACAACGGCACUUGCAUCUUCACUUCGACCGAUGCUCAUCGGGGAAACAACCCGUCGUACCGUGGAGACGUUGAGAUUCUGGCGUACAAUGUAAUCAUGUGGUUGACCGGAACUCUGCCCUGGCUGGCGUUGGAGGCGUCCCCGGACAAAGUGUUCGACGCGAAACAGAAGUUCAUCUCAGGACUGCCCGGCACUUUGCAAAGUGUACUCAAGGUUCGUCUCCCUUUCCGCUUUUCCACCCCAUUACCCAUUUCGUGUCACUUCUCUACGGUAACUUUACGACUCGUUUGCCAUUCCUAAAUUAUGGGUUCCGCGAUUCUCAAAACAUGAAGCCGUGAUGAUUGCUCACGCGAUUGUGCUUCAAUUAUCCGGUAGCCAUCAUAAUCCAAUUGUAGACCCAUUCGUCGGCCGUUAUUUCGUGUCUUACGACCAUAUUCAACGUGGCGAUGACGACGAAUUAUACAAGCAAAGUGGACAUGGAAAAGCUGAAAAAACUGGUGACCGACGCGAUCCAGAAGGUGCCGGAAAGUGAUAAGGCGGGCAAGAAGAAGAAGGCGACGGGUUGGGAAUUCAGAAAACGGGAAUUGAAAAAUAUUACGAAACAUUUUCAGACGAUGUCCCAGAAUCUUCGACGCCAAGAAAGAGCUCCAGAAGACCAGCGAGACAUGUCGAAGAAGAAGACGACGAAGAUGAAAAGGAAGAAGUUGUGAAGCCGAAAACAAAACCGACUCCUUCCAGAAGUGAGAGAACGAAGAAGAACGACGAGGAAGAGAAGAAAGAAAAGCCGAAGAAGUCGAAAACGCCGUCUAAAUCUAGAAGAAUAGUGCAGAGUGACGAUGAGGAUCAGGAAAAGGAGGAAGAGCAGAAGCCUAAGAAGUCGUCGUCCAGAAUACAAACCAAGCCUCGAAGAGUGUUCGUCGAUGAAGAUGAAGACGACGAAGAGGAGCUCGUCUCUGCUCCGAAGCCAACGAAAUCGCGCAGAAGAGUCGAAGAGGAAGAAGAACGAUCGGAGCAAGGGACACCGAAAACACCAAGUUCGAUCCGAGUGGGACUCAGGAAGCCGGGAAUGCAUCUCGGAGUGACGUCUUCCACAGCUUCGUCCAACAAAAUUGCAAGGAAAAUAGAGCAGAAAUACAAGCGUCUAUCGAUGAACAAAUCAAACCAAGUGCCAGUUUCUAUCACUAUUCCGGCGUCUCCAGAAUCUUCCUCCACGUCUCCUUCUACUUCUUCUGGCGUCGGAAAGAAAAGAACUUCUGAAGAUCGGCAGCUCGAGGAGGAGACUCUCGCUCUCAAAACUCCCGCUCUCGUGAAUCCGGCUGUUAAACGUGAGUGUAGACAAUCGCCUGGUUCCUAUAAUAAUGAUUUUUCAGGGGCCAAGUACAAGAGUGGCAUCUCAUCGGAUACGAAGGCCAGCCCGACCGAGUUGAGAAGAGUCCCAGGAGUCAGAAACUUCCCGAAAGGAAGACGUUCCAUGAUCAUCAAGGAGGUAACUCAAAAUAAUUUUUGACGUUUUAGAAGAUCCUUUUUUCAGACAACCACCAAAUACAAAGAAAAACGUGCUGCCGCCACUGCACGCCAGGCAAAACCAUUGUUCGACGAUUCGAGCUGCAGCGGCUCCUCGGAAGUGUAA
Molecule: messenger RNA, 2296 nt
Organism: Caenorhabditis sp. 36 PRJEB53466
Lineage: Eukaryota; Metazoa; Nematoda; Chromadorea; Rhabditida; Rhabditidae
Source: the annotation of a GenBank genome assembly